UUUAUGUUUCAAAAAGACUUUGAACACAACUAAGUAGAAUCUCAUACAUGUUCAAUAUCCAUCUAUACCUGCUCUAGCACGGGGAAAGUUCAGCGUGGAGCGGACUUGACACGACAGGUGGGUCUUUGGGUGGAGCUGAAAAAGUCCGGCGUGAAAAAUGUCGAUAAGAAAAAAAUUGGAGGGGUCGACUUUCCGAUAACCGAUAACCAGCAUUUCCGUUCAGUUGGCCUUUUCCUUCUGAGUUCCCCUAACCACGCAGGCUGCGACGGUACACCGGCACUUUCAUUCCCCUUUUUCUUUCUCUUUCUUCCCUUAUACCUCUCUCUCUCUUCCCCGGUCCUCCCGUUUACCCCGUCGCAAAGAUUCGAAUCAUCGAGAGAAUCGAGAGAAUCGGGAGACGGCCGCUUCGCUCCUCCAAUACCAACGCCUCGAGGCUCUUGCGCAUGUGCGCUAGUCUCUAACACUCCCGGGGCGUCUAUACCGUCUCACGUCGUUUCCGCCCGCUUUCCCCUUCUCUCUCCUGCGUUGAUCGACUAUUCGGACCCUCCAUCUCCGCCUCGCCUCUCUAGAACCACCGCCAACGAUGCCUCACUCUAUAUCGCCGCCGAUAAUUGUGGCCCAGUCCAACGGCGCUGCGCCGCCACCCUCGCCCGAAGAUGUAGCCGCUAUCCUCAAUACCGUCUUCACUGCCACGUCCUCCGCCGCUUCCAUCGAUGCCGCCUAUGCGCUUUGCGAACUCUUGCUAAACACCGUCGGCUUUCGUGGUCUUCAGUACUAUGGUGUCUGCGCCGAGGUCAAGAAGGCCGCUGCUGAUAAGAAGAGCGGGUUGCGACGUGAAAGCGCUCAGAACCUUCUCGGCGCUUUGUUCGAGAAAUUCCCUUCUCGACAGCCCCUCAGCGAGGUAGUCUUCCUCCUCCAAGAUGGAGGUUUGGUUGCCUGCGCACUCGACGCCCUGGCUGACAAAGGUACCGUCGUUCGUGAUGCCGCCCAAUAUGGCUUGGAUGCCUUGUUCGGUCACCUCAGUCCUGAAGCACUUGUUGCUGGUCUCCUGCCAGCACUUGUAUCCUAUCUCUCCAAGAAGACUGGUAAAUGGCAAGGCACUAUCGGAGCUCUCAAGUUGAUGCAACGGAUGGCCAACAAGUCACAGAUGGAGAUUGGCUGCACCAAGGAGCAAGCCCACGAAAAGGAUCUUUUGAGAGACUCCAUGGGCUCGAAGCUCGCUACCUUGAUCCCCAUCGUCGAGAAUAACAUGCACGAUCUCAAGGCUGAAGUCGAGAAGCAGGCUGUUCUCACUAUGCAAUCUCUCACAACGUUGUUGUCCAAUGACGAUGUCGCUCCUCGAAUUCCUUUGCUUAUUGAGACCUUACAUCACCCAUCAACCCAAACUCUCCAGAAGGCGAUCCAUGCACUCUCGCAGACUACAUUCGUCGCUGUUGUUACCUCGCCAGUCCUCGCGCUCUUGACUCCUUUCCUUGAGCGGACACUGAAUAACCCUAGCACCACCCAAGAAGUACUGCGACAGUCUACCGUCAUCACUGAAAAUCUCACCAAGUUGGUGCACGACCCCAUCGAGGCAAGAACUUUCCUUCCGAAGCUUCAGCCUGGUGUGAAGGCUGUAGCGGAUAGGGCUCCUCUUCCUGAGGUUCGUGAGCUGGCCACAAGGGCUCUAAAUGUCAUGGAUAAAGCAAUGAACAAUGAUGCAGCAGCGGUGGAACGUACUCCUAUUGACGAUGUCGCCAAGCUUCUAGACUCCGAGAUCAAGAAACACGGAGGUCUAUCUGAUGAUCUGGACUUCUACAAGCUAGCUCGCCCCUACAUUUGUGAGAUGGUUGCUGAUGAUUCCAACUAUCGCCAAGUUAGCAGAAUUCCUGGUAGAGUUAGCCCUUACCUGAGGGACCUUAUGCAACAGCCAGACGCAACCGAGGCGGUUGCAUCUGCUAUUCACCAGUACUACGUUGCCGAGGAUGAGCGUAGGUACGGAGUUCCAGAAAAGGAGGAUGACGGCGAGACUGAGAUUGUCAAUGCUGACUUCUCUCUUGCCUAUGGUGGUAUGCUUCUGUUGUCUCAUACCAAUUUACGUCUCCUGAAAGGUCAUCGUUACGGUCUUUGUGGCCGAAAUGGAGCUGGCAAGUCGACACUUAUGAAAAGCAUUGCUGGGGGCAAGCUAGAAGGCUUUCCUCCUCAAGAUGUCCUUCGUACCUGCUAUGUUGAGCACAAUCAAGGCGAGGACGCUGAUAUCAGUAUUCUUGAAUUCAUGGUCAAGGACCCGACCAUCGCCUCCGAGGGCCGAGAAAGAAUCUCAGAGGUCUUGGCCGAAUUCGGGUUUACAGCAGGCCCAGAGGGGCGCCAAUCACAAAAGGUUGGCUCCUUGUCUGGAGGUUGGAAGAUGAAGUUGGCUUUAGCUCGGGCUAUGCUUCAGAAAGCCGAUGUUUUACUUCUGGACGAACCUACCAAUCACCUAGACGUUGCUAAUAUCGCGUGGUUGGAGAAUUAUCUGAAGACCCAUACCGAUAUAACCAGUUUGAUCGUGUCCCACGACUCUGGAUUUUUAGAUAAUGUUACAACUGAUAUCUAUCAUUACGAACCAGGCAAGAAACUCGGCCACUUUAAGGGAAAUCUAGCCGCGUUCGUGGAAGUUCGCCCAGAAGCAAAGGCCUACUACACCCUAUCGGCUUCCAACGUUCAAUUCAAGUUCCCACCGCCUGGUAUCCUGUCGGGUGUCAAAUCCCAAACUCGAGCUAUCAUACGUAUGACCAAUGUCUCGUACCAGUACCCGAAGGCACCCAAGCCAUCACUCGGUGAUGCAAGCUGCCAGCUCAGUCUUUCCUCCAGAGUUGCUGUCAUUGGUCCCAACGGUGCGGGCAAGUCCACUCUGAUCAAACUGCUCACUGGCGAGCUUAUUCCCUCUUCUGGCCGGGUCGAGAAACAUCCUAAUCUGCGUAUUGGGUAUAUUAAACAGCAUGCCCUAGAGCACGUAGAGAUGCAUCUUGAGAAGACCCCAAAUCAGUACCUCCAGUGGCGGUACGCUAAUGGCGAUGAUCGAGAGGUGUUCUUGAAACAAACUCGUAUUCUGUCAGACAAAGAUCGGGAGCAAAUGGAGAAGAAGAUUGACCUUGGCGAUGGGAAAGGCGGGAGACAACUGGAAGCUCUUGUGGGCCGACAAAAAUACAAGAAGACCUUCCAAUAUGAAGUGAAAUGGAUAGGCUGGCUUCCCAAAUUCAAUUCGCAGGUAUCCCGUGAAACUCUGUCAGAGUGGGGGUUCGAUAAACUCGUACAAGAAUUCGAUGAUCAUGAAGCCUCUCGAGAAGGUCUAGGCUAUCGUGAACUCCAGCCCACUGUUAUCUCGAAACAUUUCGAGGACCUGGGCCUCGACCCAGAGAUUGCCAACCACAAUGAGAUUGGGAGUCUCUCGGGUGGCCAAAAGGUCAAAGUUGUCCUUGCGGGUGCCAUGUGGAACAACCCUCAUUUGCUUGUCCUAGACGAACCUACCAACUUCUUGGACCGCGACUCCCUUGGUGGGCUUGCUGUAGCUAUCCGCGACUUCAAAGGUGGUGUAGUUAUGAUUUCCCAUAACGAAGAGUUCGUCGGGGCUCUCGCCAGUGAGCAAUGGCAUAUUAACGAUGGCCGCAUGACGAUGAAGGGUAAUGCUGCUAUCUCGAUGGACCGCUUUGAAGAUAGCAGGCCGGGCAGUGGGGUGAAUAGUAACAUCGCUAGUACUGCGGCCAGCAGUGCUGUAAACAGUGCCGUUACGAGCGCAGUCAACAGCGGAGCGGAAGACAAUACACCCCUGAAAUUCAAGGCCAAGAAGAAGAAGAAGAAGACCAAGAAGGAGCUUAAAGAUCAAGAAGUCCGACGAAGACUGCGCCAUAUUGAAUGGCUCAAUACUCCUAAGGGCACACCUCAUCCUCCUGAUACGGACGAUGAUGAGUAGACUAUAGAUCGAUUUAAUGAUGCAUUGAAUGGUGGUCCCAAAAUGGAAACGAGGGGUGUUGUUCAUGGACUUGCGCUUAUGUGCCAGGGUUCUUGCCGGAUAGACGAUGCACAAAAUGGGGUAUGCUUUGAAUGAUCAUCAUAGAUGCAUUAGAGGGUUUCUUCACGGCGUUCAAAUAGAAGGGAAUCAGAGCGAUAACCAUAGUCAAUCGCUUAACUGAUAAUGGUUUUUGGAAUUGGGUUAUUUUUUUCUUCCAUGCUAGACAACACUUACCAGCGUUACAUCAGCUCCUAGAAUAGCGAGAUGAGGUGUAUUUGCCUGGAACUUGAAAUUUCAAAUGAAUAAAUGAGAUGUUCAGUAACG
This is a messenger RNA of Xylaria bambusicola, 4294 nucleotides long. Its product is annotated as P-loop containing nucleoside triphosphate hydrolase protein. Bases 584 to 3931 code for a protein of 1115 amino acids. The record is from RefSeq and is a predicted model, not a curated record. Gene Ontology annotation, molecular function: ATP binding; ATP hydrolysis activity. The transcript has 2 exons. Lineage: Eukaryota; Fungi; Ascomycota; Sordariomycetes; Xylariales; Xylariaceae.